AUGGCGUAUGCCCUUAAGGUUGUGGCUGGUUCGCACCCUGCGUUGAUGCUGCCUGGUGGUUGCGCGGAUGGCGUACUCUCAACAGUGAACGUAGUUGAAGCAUUACAAGAGUUCUGGCAACUCAAGGCAUCGAGAAAUGGCAACACAGCGAGCGGUGGUAGUAGCGCGCUAGUCAUCUACGAAUCAGUACCGGCUGCGCACCCGCCAUAUGUCUGCUAUGUGACUCUGCCUGGAGGAGCUUGCUUUGGCAGUUUUCAGAACUGUCCAACAAAAGCGGAGGCUCGCCGCAGUGCUGCGAAGAUAGCACUUAUGAAUAGUGUGUUCAAUGACCAUGAGUCCAGGCGGAUAUCCGAUAACUUCAUUGAGAAGGCCGUGGCGGAAGCACGCGCCUCCUUCGCGGGGGACGCUGGCUCCCAUCACCAGGAUCCGAAUGCUGGGAUUGCCGCUUUCAGAUUUAUGCUGGAAGCGAACAAAGGGCGUACAAUGCUGGAGUUCCAGGAAUUGAUGACAGUAUUCCAGCUACUACAUUGGAACGGAUCGCUCCGCGCAAUGCGCGAAAGACAGUGCUCAAGACAAGAGGUGGUCGCGCACUAUUCAGCGCGGGCACUCGACGAUGCCAUGCGCGAGCAAAUGGCCAGGGAAUGGGCAUCUAGGGAACGCGAGGCAGCCGCUGGAGGUGGAGUCAUAAGGAAUGAGCUCGCCCGUGCGGAAAGGGAGCUCCGUGCUGCCAGGGUGGCUGCCAGGGAACUCCGGUUCCCUAAAGAAAAACGGGACAUACUCCUACAAGCUGCUCGCCUCGCCCCUAGUAGUGAUCUCACCGCGCGGAAGUAA
Pieris macdunnoughi is the source of this 831-nucleotide messenger RNA. Lineage: Eukaryota; Metazoa; Arthropoda; Insecta; Lepidoptera; Pieridae. The record is from the annotation of a GenBank genome assembly.